AUGAUUAACGAUACAGGGAGCUCCAAAGUUCAAUUGGAAGGCGACCAUAAAGCAGGGAAAUAUGCUGGUUAUGGUACCACACAUAAGAUCAGAGCUCAGUUAAACUUUAGUGAUGAAAAGAAAUGGAAAAAGUUUUCUAGCAGAAGACUAGAACUCAUUGAUUCAUUUGACUUGAGUCAGCACAAAGCAAGUGAGCAAGACGAUAAUAUAAAACAAAUAGCCACCAUCCUAAGAAACGAAUUCGAGUAUCCUGAGACAUUUUCGGCAGAAUUUGAAAAACUGGUUACUGCUGCUGUUCAAUCGGUGCGAAGAAACAGGAAACGUUCCAAAAAGAAAUUAUUAGACUCGAAGAAAAAAAUUGCUAGUGGAAAAGUUCAAAAAAUUCCUUUGUCUCCCCCUAGCUCAAGUAACAUGGGAUCUUGUUCAGCUUCUAACGCAUCGAGCUCUGAUGAGGAAGCCAGUGUAAAAGAAGAACCUAGUGAGCGGCUUCCUCCUUCUCUUAAUACUAUAACAUCACCAAAAUUGCUGUCCUAUUCGAAUGGCCGCGCUCUUCCACCUGUACCCACUCACGUUCGCUCUUUACUGAAGAAGAAUGCGUCGCUUCUUCAUGAUCCAACAGCGCUAUGUGCACCUGGCGCGGAUGAAACAAUACAAAAGUUUCAUAUGGAAGCUCAGCCACCAGAAAGUGACCAAGAAUACGACUUCAUUGCCAAAUCAAUAAUUAUUGAUAUUGUGAAUAAUGCUAUUCCAUUACCCGAACAAAUUCAAAGAGAUAAAUUCAUUAGGCCAAAUUUAACAGAAAAGACAGGGUGCCAAAGCAAAGUCGUGAUAUCUAACAAUUUAAGAAAACUCAUCCUGUCAAAGAUACAUAACUCAAGAACAUGCUUAGAUAUUUCUAAGGAUGAAAAAUACCUGGAUUCUUUCGCAAAUUUAGAAACACUGGGCAAACAUUCCUUAAUGGCUUCCCUCUCCUUUGUAGUAGAAAGCAGCUUUUCACAUUUACCAUCUUCCACAAAGCAAUAUCUUACUGAACGGUUAUCAUCAAUCGAUUUUUUGACUAUACUAUCGCAAAGGCUAUUUAUGCCUGCUACUCGCAGACUAUUCGCUGAUCUGCCACAAGAAAAAAUUCAAGUGAGAGUGCUGAAUCUCAUAUUAGGAUCUCUUGUGAAAGAUUAUGGAUUCGAUGCAUCUCUGGCUCCUAUCAACGAAAUUAUCUAUCACAUGACGCUCCAUCAAUACCCGCUGGUUUGUAUUAACAAACAACCGAUUUCAAUGACGCCAAACUCCACACCUGACGCCUUGAGCGUGCAUUCUUCAACGAAAGAUGCAAGCAGUCCCGAUAAAAGAGAGUCUCGAGUGACGACAUCUAUCACGUCGACGAAUAAUACUAUUAUUACAUUGCCUUUAAGAGAGGCGCCAAAUACAUACGAUGGUGACGGAUUAAAGAUGCUGAGCGCGAUUUCAUUGCAGAUUGAAAAUUCCACGGUUUCCGAACCAUUCAGUACUAUUUCAAAAUAA
This is a messenger RNA of Saccharomyces paradoxus, 1518 nucleotides long. It is a transcript of the gene VHR2, whose product is annotated as Vhr2p. The transcript has a single exon. The record is from RefSeq and is a predicted model, not a curated record. NCBI's taxonomy places the organism in Eukaryota, Fungi, Ascomycota, Saccharomycetes, Saccharomycetales, Saccharomycetaceae. The coding region runs from base 1 to 1518 and encodes 505 amino acids.